AUGAGGAUGCGAAAUGCAUUCAACACAAUGCCUAAUACUGCUACUAGUAGUGAUUCUGCAAGUCGGAUACGAUUGAGAAAGUCAAAAGCUGGUGGUGCGAUGACGAAAUUACCGCAUCAGGUGCUUAGGAGAAAUGAACGAGAAAGGAAGCGUGUCCAACAGGUAAAUCUUGGAUUCAUACACCUUCGCGAUCGGGUACCACAUUCAGCAACCAGCAAGAAGCUGAGUAAAGUGGAAACACUCCGUGAAGCAGCCCGGUAUAUCAAGCACUUGCAAGAUCUGCUUCAAGGUACCUGCGAUAAACCAUUUGAACCUUUGAAUACCAACCAGGAAUCACGACAUUGCCACGAUAGUCCAUGUUUCUCGGAAGAAAAUCACUAUCCUCUGCAAGAUCAGGCGACCGGUAUCUGCCAGUUUGCUUGUAAUAGUGAACCCUUUUACUAUCAAUCUCCUCAUGCUCAUGAUUCUUCUCUUUAUUAUAAAUCACCAACCUCAUUUAAUCCUAAUAAUACGGUAGUGAAACCUGAAAAUGAAUCUUUGAAUACAUCUUCUUAUUCUUCAUCUUCCUUAAGUUUCACCGAGAUUACACGGUUUCAACGAACCGAUUAUGUAUUGUGA
Molecule: messenger RNA, 618 nt
Organism: Loa loa (African eye worm)
Lineage: Eukaryota; Metazoa; Nematoda; Chromadorea; Rhabditida; Onchocercidae
Product: helix-loop-helix DNA-binding domain-containing protein
Exons: 2
Coding region: 1-618 (205 amino acids)
Biological process (GO): regulation of transcription by RNA polymerase II; developmental process
Molecular function (GO): DNA-binding transcription factor activity, RNA polymerase II-specific; protein dimerization activity; RNA polymerase II transcription regulatory region sequence-specific DNA binding
Source: RefSeq, a predicted model, not a curated record